AUGGUUGGGAAUACUACCAAUACAACAAUAUCAACUACUACUGUUGCUGACUAUGAACGUGCUAUGAUGGAAUACCGUAUGAAGGGGGAGAGUAAAAGAAGAAGGGAUAGUAUGGGUAAUGUAAUGUUUGGUAUAUGUUUGGGUGCAGCAGUAUUAUAUAUAGGAUCAUCAUUGGAAGAUGUUAGUAGUGUAUUACAAUACCACGAAUAUUACAUUUAUAUCAAGCUGCAAUGGCACGUCAUACCUAUAAUAGCAUCUGGUGGUGUUAUAAGAGGUCAUGAUGCAUUAGAUCUCAUUGAACAUGGUGCAUCCAUUAUACAGGUGUAUUCAGCAUUCAUAUUUCAAGGACCACAGACUGCUAGAAGGCUUAAGGAUCAAUUAUCUGAUUUAUUAUUAAAGAAAGGAUAUUAUAAUAUAGAAGAGGCAAUUGGUGCCAAAUUUAAGAAGAAUAAUAAGAGAAUGAAGGAAUUCCAUCGUAAACGUAUACCAUUUAUAACAUAA
This is a messenger RNA of Perkinsus marinus ATCC 50983, 501 nucleotides long. Its product is annotated as dihydroorotate dehydrogenase, putative. Gene Ontology annotation, molecular function: dihydroorotate dehydrogenase activity. The record is from RefSeq and is a predicted model, not a curated record. Bases 1 to 501 code for a protein of 166 amino acids. The transcript is spliced from 6 exons. Lineage: Eukaryota; Perkinsozoa; Perkinsida; Perkinsidae. Gene Ontology annotation, biological process: 'de novo' pyrimidine nucleobase biosynthetic process; pyrimidine ribonucleotide biosynthetic process. Gene Ontology annotation, cellular component: cytoplasm; mitochondrial inner membrane.